Messenger RNA from Solanum tuberosum (potato), 1732 nucleotides. RefSeq names its product growth-regulating factor 8-like. Lineage: Eukaryota; Viridiplantae; Streptophyta; Magnoliopsida; Solanales; Solanaceae. Gene Ontology annotation, biological process: developmental process; DNA-templated transcription; regulation of DNA-templated transcription. The record is from RefSeq and is a predicted model, not a curated record. The transcript is spliced from 4 exons. Gene Ontology annotation, cellular component: nucleus. The coding region runs from base 169 to 1437 and encodes 422 amino acids. Gene Ontology annotation, molecular function: ATP binding.
AGGAAGCAAAUAUCUGUAAAAUGGCGGGCCAAUCUAACAAAUCUUGAACCGCCUCUGUAAUCUGGACAUAUAUAUGAAACAAAAUACUUACUAGUAGUAGUCUUUCAGCUUUGGCUCUAGCCUUUACACAUUUUGGAGUUGAUUUUGUUGUUUGGAAUUGGGGCUAAUAUGGGGAACGGAGAAAACACUGAGUUUCUGGAUUUGAAGAUGAAGACUAGUGAAGCUUCGUACCCUUAUAAAAGGACCAUGUUCAUGGCCCCUUCUUCUCAUCCCCACUUUUUUUCUCCUUACGAGAAAGAGACUGGUGAUGAUGGCGGUAGUGGACCCGGAAAUUUUGUGGGGAGCGAUGUUGUGAGCGCACUUUCGUCAAGACCUUGUGCUAGAGGAAGCAUGGGCCUCGCUCCUUUUACAGCCUCCCAGCUGCAGGAGUUUCAAAGACAGUUCAUAAUAUGCAAGUACAUAAUGGCAUCUAUGCCUGUUCCUCCCCACCUACUCCCUACUAACCCAUCUCCAGCUCAAUCUAACACAACGGGUUUAGAUUUGAAGUUCUCAAGUGGGUCGGAUCCAGAGCCAUGGAGGUGUAAGAGAACAGACGGGAAGAAAUGGAGAUGCUCAAGAGAUGUAACUCCGGAUCAGAAAUAUUGUGAGCGACAUGCCCACAAAAGCAAACCCCGUUCAAGAAAGCCUGUGGAAAUUCACACCAAUCGGCACCCUCCUAUUCCCAAAUCUAACAACAACAGCCACUCUUUUCAGUUUCCGACUGUGCAGCUCUCUGCUCCUUCCGGUGACCAAACCAGCCCCAGGUGUAUUGAGUGGUUAGGGAGAGGAGACACAAGUAGAACCAUCCCUGUCGUUAAUACUUGUAACCAGCAACUCAUGCACUCAUCUUCUGGAAUGGGAUUCAACAAUGACCAAAACAGAAGAAAUUCACCUGCAUUUCAAGUGCAAGACGCGCCAAAAGUAUAUCCAAUGAACUUUAAUCAGUACAUGUGUAAUAGCAGUAGUGACCAGGCAUUGGGAAGUCAAUUAAAGAAUGAACAGGGCAACAACUCGAUAAUUGGCAGAGGAACAACUAGGAAUGCUUGGCCAAAAGACGGACUUAGUGAUGGUAUUAGCAACAAUGGCUCUUUUACUUCGCUAACACUUUCCAUGUCUGGUUGGAAUCGGGGAAUGGAUGAUGAUAACGAACAUGCACAAGUAAGCAUUGGGAUGUUGGAUUCUGAGAGAAGUGGCGAUGAUGUUUUGAGAUCCCAGUGGCUUAACCCUGUUUCUUGGAUGAGUUCAACAGCUCCGGGAGGGCCUUUGGGUGAAGCAUUGUGUCUUGGAAAUGCCUCUAGUUUACCUUCACCUCAUGGCUAUAGCAAUAGCACUGCUACCAGCAGCUGCAGCUUUGGUUCCUGCGAGAACGGUAGCCACGGACCUGACUUCAUCGGUUGAUCAUGCAAUCUUGGCAGCUUGCAAAAUGGUGAAGUCCAUCUUGACAGUUCCAUCUUUUUGUUCAAUUUCAGUUUUAUGUUUCUUUCACUGGGUAUGCAUUGCUGUUCGUUAGCUACUAUUGCUGCUUCUCCAUAUAUAUACACAAUCUCAGAGCGGUUAUGUCCAAUAUUCUUGAACCCAAUCUACUCUUAGAGAAUUUUGGCAUGACUACGUAUCUAUUGAUCAUGCGUUAUUGUUAUUGUACAUUCUUAAACUGACUGACUAUUCCUGUUUUUUCAUGAAAAUGACAAUAAUG